Messenger RNA from Ooceraea biroi (clonal raider ant), 2103 nucleotides. Its product is annotated as odorant receptor 94a. Lineage: Eukaryota; Metazoa; Arthropoda; Insecta; Hymenoptera; Formicidae. The record is from RefSeq and is a predicted model, not a curated record. Gene Ontology annotation, biological process: detection of chemical stimulus involved in sensory perception of smell; sensory perception of smell. Gene Ontology annotation, cellular component: plasma membrane. Gene Ontology annotation, molecular function: olfactory receptor activity; odorant binding.
CAUGCUUUACCUAUGUAGUUAUAUUUAAUGAGAUUUUGAAACUGCUUGUAUCCUGCCAGAGUUACGAAUACGUCGAUAUGAACAGAAUUAACAAUGUCAUAACAGUUGGAUGUGAGACGGAGCUGAGGACAACAACGAAUUCUAUAUUUCCUAUACAAGUAUGAAUUAUAACUGCAUUAAAAUUUUAUAACGAUAUACCAUAAUUCAUAGUCUGUCAGCAGUCAGAGACUUUGGUAUAUCCAUACUUAACUGCAAUGUGUACUGCUUUUUUUCAUUUCGUUCCACAUAUAACACGAUAUUAUAUUCAUUGUCAUAUAAAAUUCGCAAAACAGGAAAAAGAACGGAAUCGUCCAUAUAAUUUCAUGAAAUUAUUAUUAGCCAUCGGAAUUAUUGCAAGCAACUCGAUAUUGCUGUAAUUAUAUAGCAGUCGAAUACGAAGAGGAAAGCUAGGCAGGGAACAUUGCGUGUGUAGUUGUAUCAUAUGGCUAUAGACAUUGUAAAGUUUGUCGGAGUUUUAUAAAAUUGUUAAAAAUAUCAGCGUACACAAGCUCGACAUUUUUUAAACAAUUAAAUUUGUUCUGAUUUAAUUCCAGUUAUAUGUGACUAUACCACGGAUUAUAAAAUUAUAUUUUGCAAAUAAACACUAAACAAGAAAGUUUGAAAAAUGCGAGCCAUGCAGUUUCCAUUAAAAAUCCUUAUGGUGGCGGGAUGUUGGCCGCCAGUUUCCUGGUCCUCACUGUGCAAGCGAACAGUAUAUAAUGGAUAUACGAUUUUCGUAACUUUAAUGUUGGUCACCUUCAUGUUUCCGCAAAUCAUGGACAUCAUUUUGAAUGUCGACAAUGCUGAUGAUUUUACGGAAACUUUUUAUGUUAUGUUGGCCACUGUUAUCGCUUCGUGCAAGAUGUUUAGCUUGUUGCUAAAUCGCAAGAACAUCAAGAUAUUAACCGACACAUUGGCCGAGAAACCAUUUAGACCACUGGAACCAGAUGAAAUAGAAAUACGACAGAAAGUUGAAGACACAAUACGGACUAAUAGUAUAUGGUAUAUAUUUUUGGUUGAAAUAACAUGUGCGUGCAUAAAUCUGACAUCCUUGCUCACGAAAUUCCGGAGAGGAGAUUUAACGUAUAGAGAGUGGACACCGUAUGAAUAUUCCAGUGUAAUGUAUUAUAUUACGUAUUUUCGCCAAUUAAUAAGUUUGUCAACUGCAGCUAUCGUGAACGUCGCUUGUGACUGCAUAAUUUGCGGAUUGUUGGUACACAUUUGCUGCGAGAUCGACAUUUUGAAAUAUCGGCUAAGGAAAUCCUUGCGUAACCGAACCGAUUUCAGGGAAUGUGUACGUCAGCACGACAGUAUCUAUAAGUUCGCAUAUACGAUCAAUGAAAACUUCAGGAUUAUACUCGCUAUUCAGUUUGCAGUGAGUACGCUGGUAGUAUGUUCCAAUAUGUAUCAAAUUGCAAGAACAUCGUUGAGCGCAGAAUAUAUCCCACUAAUGUUAUAUACAUCCUGUAUGUUUACACAAAUUCUGAUCUACUGCUGGUACGGUAACGAAGUGAAAUUAAAGAGCGUUCAACUUGCUAAUGAAAUUUUUGAGAUGGACUGGAUAACAGUGGAUAAAGAAGUGAAAGAGGGUCUUAUGAUGAUAAUGAAUCGCUCUCUGGUGCCUAUCGAAUUUUCUAGUGCACAUAUUUUUACAGUAAAUUUAGAUUCUUUCGUCAAGGUUGGAAAUAAAUUUACUCUUACGGCAGUAAACUACUAUAUAAAUAUACUUCAGAAAUGUAAGAAUGGAUGAUUUUCAGAUACUUAAGGCAUCAUAUUCGGCAUAUAGCAUACUUCAACAAAUGAAGUAAAUAAAAAGGAAGGAAGUAAAAAGUAGUAAUACUGUUAAAGGAUGAAAAAAUAGGAAUAUUUAAAAUGUGGACAUGCAGUGCAAAGAGAAUGUUAAAGGACAAAAGUGUUAAAGAUAUCUGAUAAUAAUAAUAAUAAUAAUAAUAAUUUUCUGCGCAAUUGCAUAUCAUAUAAAUAGAGGGAAUAUUAUUAUAAUAAAUUAUGGAAAAUGUAAUUAAUGUAAUAAAUAUCGAAAUGCAGUCUAAAGGAUAUUAUUUA